Cicer arietinum (chickpea) is the source of this 1766-nucleotide messenger RNA. Its product is annotated as glucan endo-1,3-beta-glucosidase 11. Gene Ontology annotation, molecular function: hydrolase activity, hydrolyzing O-glycosyl compounds. Gene Ontology annotation, biological process: carbohydrate metabolic process. The record is from RefSeq and is a predicted model, not a curated record. Lineage: Eukaryota; Viridiplantae; Streptophyta; Magnoliopsida; Fabales; Fabaceae.
AUUCUACCAAUAAUGAACCAAAAUAUUAUCUCUCCUUCUUCUCUCUCUAUUUCUAUGUCUGUCUCCUUUAACUCAACUCAAGUGGAGUGUGAAGUGGAGUCAAGAUAUUUCCCAUUUCAUUAAUUAAUCAUUCAACAUCACACAACCCAAUCUCCAUCCAUUCAUUCACAUUCCUAAUUUCACCUUUCUUAGAUCCAUGGAUAAUUCUAGAUUCCAGCUUCACAGUUGCACCUUCAUCAUCAUUAUCAUUUUCAUCACCGGACUCGCAACGAAAUCUGAAUCAAUAGGAAUAAACUACGGUCAAAUUGCAAACAACCUACCAUCACCAGAAAACGUAGUAUCCCUAAUAAAAUGCAUCGGAGCAACAAAAGUAAAACUCUACGACGCAGAUCCAAAGGUUCUAAAAGCAUUCGCAAACACAGGAAUCGAAUUCAUGGUUGGAUUAGGAAACGAGUACCUCUCGAAAAUGAAAGACACAAACAAAGCACAAACAUGGAUCAAAACAAAUCUCCAACCCUAUCUCCCAUCCACAAACAUAACCUCCAUUUUCGUAGGAAAUGAAGUUCUUACAUUCAACGACACUUCACUCACUUCGAAUCUUCUUCCAGCUAUGCAAAGUGUUCACACCGCACUUAUUAACCUUGGACUCCAUAAACAAAUAACUGUUACCACAACUCACUCCUUGGCUAUUCUACAAACAUCUUAUCCUCCUUCUUCUGGAACCUUCCGUCCUGACCUAGCUCCGUGCCUAGCUUCGAUCCUCACUUUCCAAGCCAAAACUGGAUCUCCUUUUUUAAUCAACGCUUAUCCUUACUUCGCUUAUAAAGAUAAUCCCAAACAGAUACCGUUGGAUUACGUUCUGUUUCAACCGAACGAAGGGAUGGUGGAUCCGUCUACAAACCUUCACUACGACAACAUGCUGUUCGCGCAGAUCGACGCGGUUUACUCGGCUCUUGGCUCAUUAGGUUACGGGAAAUUGCCGGUACAUAUAUCGGAAACCGGUUGGCCUUCGAAAGGGGACGAAGAUGAAGUGGGUGCGACGGUUGAGAAUGCGAGGAAGUAUAACGGGAAUGUUGUGAAGAUGAUUAGUAGUAAGAAAGGAACGCCGUUGAGACCUAAUUCUGAUUUGAAUAUUUACGUUUUUGCCCUUUUUAAUGAGAAUAUGAAACCUGGACCAACUUCCGAAAGAAAUUAUGGAUUGUUUAAACCUGAUGGUACACCUGCUUAUAAUCUUGGAUUCUCUUUGUCUUCUUCGUCCUCUUCUUCUUCUUCUUCGAGUCCUCCUUCAAAUGAUGCUGUUAAUAAUGAUACUAGCUCGGGGGCGCCGCCUCAUCCGCCGACCUCAUCCACCGGUUAUUUGUCCAUUUCCUCAGCUACUUCGUUGGAGAGAUAUUGUUUCCUUGGGCUUUCUUUAUCCUUUCUGCUGCCGUUAUUGAUGAUUUUGAAGUUUUGAGGAUUUUCACUUUAAAAAAUGUCUCCAAAGAAGACACUAGGGCAUCAUGGUCAUUGAGAGAAGAAGAGUAAAGGCAUAAUGAAAAAGGAGUAAAGGGAGAAUGCAUUUAUCUUCUCUUUAUAAUAUCGCUUACCGGUCUAGGAAGGAAAGGUAGUUUGUUGUGGACAUCAAGACCCUUGUGCCCUGCCCUGCCAGUUCAUUUAUUUAUGUAUUAUUAUAGAAUUAGAUCCCAUUUUAUUGGUUCUCAUUUUGAGAUAUUAUUAUUCAUUCAUAAUAAUAAUGUGCUACGCUUGUUCACAUUUGUUGCGUUCAA